GACAGGGGUUGCUCAAUCCCAUCAGGGCUAAAAGUGGGUGAAAUGGUCCAAAAAGAGGGAAAGGGCGGGAAGCAGGUUGGAGCGCGGCGCCGGCAGCUGAAGAGCCCCGUGACGUUCCUUCGAAGUUGCUUUGCACACUCGGGAGAAGCGUGUGCAGUCUCCGGGUAUGUCCUCCUUGGUGCUGGGGAAGUUCCCCUCACCAGGGAGCCCCAGACCCAAAUCAGCCUGUUCGGUUCCCUCCUUCCCGGUGGGGUCGCGUGCUGCUCACACACUCUCGCGUCUCUCGCUCUCUCCCAGAGAUGGAGGAAGACCUGGGCCGUGCUCUACCCGGCCAGUCCGCACGGCGUAGCGCGACUCGAGUUCUUUGACCACAAGGGCUCGAGUUCUGGAGGUGGCCGAGGGGGCUCGCGCCGUUUGGACUGCAAGGUGAUCCGUUUGGCUGAGUGUGUGAGCGUGUCCCCUGUGGUCGUCGAGAGUCCCCCAGAGCCCGGCGCCGCUGCUUUCCGCCUGGACACUGCGCAGCGCUCGCAUCUGUUGGCGGCGGACGCACCGUCCAGUGCAGCCUGGGUGCAGACGUUGUGCCGGAACGCUUUUCCGAAAGGCGGCUGGGCUCUGGCGCAGGCCGAGACCCCACCUAAGCUUUCUGCCCUGGAGAUGCUGGAGAACUCGCUGUACAGUCCCACCUGGGAAGGAUCCCAGUUCUGGGUAACUGUACAGAGGACUGAAGCGGCUGAGCGUUGUGGCCUGCAUGGCUCCUACAUGCUGAGAGUAGAGGCUGAGAUGCUGACUCUCCUGACCUUGGGGGCCCAGGGUCAGAUCCUGGAGCCACUCCUUUCCUGGCCCUACACUCUGUUGCGGCGCUAUGGCCGAGACAAGGUCAUGUUCUCUUUUGAGGCGGGUCGCCGAUGCCCCUCUGGCCCUGGAACCUUCACCUUCCAGACAACACAGGGAAAUGACAUCUUUCAGGCAGUUGAGACUGCUAUCCAACGGCAGAAGGCCCAGGGAAAGGCGGGACAGGGGCAUGAUGUUCUCAGAGCUGACUCCCAUGAAGGGGAGGUGGCAGAGGGAAAGUUGGCUUCCCAUCCUGGUCCCCAGGAGCUCCUGGGCAGCCCCCUAACCCUGUAUGCUGAGCCCUUAGACUCCUUACGCAUUCCUCCAGGCCCUUCCCAGGACUCCCUAUACUCAGACCCUGUGGACAGCACCCCUGCACAGGCAGGGGAGAGGGUACAGUCAAAGAAACCUUUCUAUUGGGACUUGUAUGAACAGGUGCAGCAGCAGUUGCUGAAGGCCAAGCUGACAGACCCCAAAGAAGACCCCAUCUAUGAUGAACCUGAGGGCUUGGCUGCAGCCCCUACCCGGGGUCUUUAUGAUCUGCCUCAGGAACCCAAAGAUGCUUGGUGGUGCCAGGCUCGGGUAAAAGAGGAGGGCUAUGAGCUCCCCUACAACCCGGCCACUGAUGACUAUGCUGUACCACCCCCCCGCAGCUCAAAGCCUCUCCCAGCUCCCAAACCUCUGGGCCUGGCCUUCCCCGAACCUAGUACUGCAACUGGCAGUGGCAGCAAAGGCCAGAGCUCAGAUACUGUCUUGUACAGCCAGGUCCAGAAGAGUGGGGCCUCAGGGGGCUGGGACUGUGGACUUUCUAGAGUAGGGACUGACAGGACUGGAGUCAAGUCAGAGGGCUCCACAUGAGAAAGCUGCUGAAAGGAGUUCCAAGGGGAGGUGGCACUGGGGAUCAAAGAAACCUGUUAGAACCAGCAGGAAUCAGGGUGGGAGGGGCCCAUGUGAAACCAGGGGACCAGAGAAGUCAAGGGAAGGAUGAUCUGUCCCAGGAAGUCCUAGGAAGUGAAUCAGAUGCAGGGCUGAGGGAUAGGCUCUAAGGAGGGCCAGCAUACCCCCAAGCUAAUCCUCGCUUAAAGGAAUGGACAGCUACUGGACCAGGUCUAUGGAAAGAGGUACUCAGUCACAGUGGAUACAGUUUGUGGGGACUGUAUGGAGGUUGCCUGGAUCCUUACUCCUGCAUUGUUUUUUGCCAGAUAAUGUAUUUUUAAUUUUUAAAAAAUUCUCAUUAAAG
This is a messenger RNA of Castor canadensis (American beaver), 2071 nucleotides long. The record is from RefSeq and is a predicted model, not a curated record. NCBI's taxonomy places the organism in Eukaryota, Metazoa, Chordata, Mammalia, Rodentia, Castoridae.